AUGAUGAUUGAUGGUUUCUCAUUUAUUUUAUCAAAAGAUGAAAAAUUUAUUAAUGAAACAUUUUUUGGUAUUACAAGUAAUAAAAAAUUUUCGGCAAGUCAAUUAUUCACAGUACUUGGUGAAGCAAAUAUUGCCAGAAAAUGCCGUUGUUCAGAAGUAGAAUAUUGUCGUAAUAAAAUAUUUAAUUCAAGAAAAGAAUGUGCCAAAAGUUGUUCACAUUUUUUACAAUAUUUUGCCGAAAACCCUGAAAAAGCAAUUAAUAUUUGUUUUGAGGAACAUUCAUCUGACUAUAAUAAUGAAAAAAAAUAUGAUUGUAAUUUAUAUGAUUAUUGUACAAAAGAAAAUAACAAACAAAUUAAUGAUGUUUAUAUACCAAAAUAUAAUUUAACAUAUUAUCAUAUGUAUUAUCAUAAAAAUUUAUCAACAAAUAUUUAUUCUGAAACACCACAAAAUAAAAAAAAUUAUGUAACAUUUUCAUAUUAUAAAAAGUUUCAACAUUGUGUACAUAAUUGUAUGAAAAAUAAUGCCAAUAUUUGUUAUAAUAAUGAUAAGAAAUGUUCUGUUGAAUUGAAUGAAUUUAAUAAAAAAACUUCUAAACAAAUUGAAUAUUGUACAUGUAUGAGUGUUAAUGUUCAUAUUUAUAUGAAAAGAGGAUGUACUUGUAUGCAUGAAAAGAUGAAAAUUGAAAAACUUGGAGACACUAUGCAAACUUCUCAAUCUAGUGUUGUAUCACCAGGAGGUUAUAAUGAUAACUGUUCAACUUCAUCUACAAUUGGAUUUAGUGGUAAUAUGAAUUCAUCUCAUUACAAUACUGGAAGUGGUGGUUAUUAUUCAACAAGAAUGCAAAAUGCUACACCACCAAGUUUUUGUUGUGAUUGUCCUAAUACUCAAUCUAGAUGUAGUGCUGAUUCUUGCCCUUGUUUUGCUGGAAGAAAAAUGUGUGAUGAACAUUGUGAAAGUGCAAGAUAUCGUGGUGAUUGUUUAAAUCAAGCAAUUUGUAAAUGUUCAUGUGAAGUUGAUCCAGCAAAACCAGCAAAAAAUGCUUGCUCAAAAAAUGAACGUUGUGAUUGUUUAAGAAUAAAAGAAAGUUGUAGUAAAUUAUGUGCUUGUAAACAAAUUUGUAAAAACAAAGAACCAAUAAAAAAAUUAACAAAAAUAAAAAAACCUUCAGGUGGAUGUCAAUGCGCAAAAAGUAAAAAACAAUGUGUUAAAAAAGAAUGUCCAUGUAGAGCUAUGUAUGAAUUUUGUACAUCAGCAUGUAAAUGUUGUGGUGAUUGUACUAAUGGACCAUCAAAAUUUCAUGUUCCAAAACAUGUACAAAAUUGUUUCUUAGAACAUAAACAUGAAAGUAGUGGAUUAAUUGUAACAUUAAUUGGUGAAGAUUACAUAUAUAGAGGUGAUUUUUAUCAUGAAAGUAAAGGUGAACCACAUGUUGAGGAACAAUUAGUUGCUGCUAUAUAUGAUUUAAUAUCAAAAUAUAAAAUUGAAUUAUAUGAAAUUGUAAUAUUUGUAUCAAAAUCACCAUGUUUUCAUCAAGAUUGUGAUCCAAAAUGUGAAGUUGUUGAUGAAUGUAGAAGUAAUAAAGCUUGUGCUAAACUUUUAGGACUUUUAUUAUCAAAAGUUCGUAAAGAAUUAUGUAAAGUUGAUGUAAAAAUGACAGUAAAAUUUUUAUAUCCACAUUUAAAUAGAGGUGAUCUUUAUACAAAACAAGGUAUAUUAUGUAUGUUACAAGCUGGAAUAAAAGUUGAACCACUUUUAAUGAAAGAUUGGUCUGCUAUUAUGGAUUGGGCACCACAUGCUGAUCAUAAAGGUGAAUAUUUACAAUUAUGGAAUAAUCAUAAACUUGACAAAGCUGUAGCACAGUCACAAUCAUUUAUCAAUGAAUGUCGUCGAGCCCUUGGACUUUCAAUGAAAUUUUGGGUUGCAGAAAUUCAUGAAAUUGUUAAAAAUACUAUACUUCAUUAUUCAGAAAUUCGUGUAAAAUGUGGUGAAUUAAAUAAUGCACUUAAACAAUUAGAUCUCACAGCAACACCACAUAAAAUACGUUCCACACCUAGUAAAAGAAGAAGUUUUAUUGAUAUGCUUGAAUUAAGAGAUAAAUUACUUCAUAGACAUACAGAUAAUAAAAAAGAUAAAUCUGGUAGUAAUGUUUCUGUUGCAUCAGAAGAUGCUCAUGCACAAGCAAUGGUUGCCAGUUUUUGUGGACGUUCAUUUGAUGAUGGUGAGACAAAUGAAAUAGCUCAAAGAAUUCGUCGAGCUACUGCUAAUAUAAAUGUUGAAAUUGAAACAUUACUUGAAUUUUUAACUCAUAAAGGAGCAAUUGCUUAA
Molecule: messenger RNA, 2328 nt
Organism: Strongyloides ratti
Lineage: Eukaryota; Metazoa; Nematoda; Chromadorea; Rhabditida; Strongyloididae
Product: CRC domain and APOBEC-like, N-terminal domain-containing protein
Exons: 4
Coding region: 1-2328 (775 amino acids)
Molecular function (GO): zinc ion binding; hydrolase activity, acting on carbon-nitrogen (but not peptide) bonds, in cyclic amidines
Source: RefSeq, a predicted model, not a curated record